Molecule: messenger RNA, 2726 nt
Organism: Carassius auratus (goldfish)
Lineage: Eukaryota; Metazoa; Chordata; Actinopteri; Cypriniformes; Cyprinidae
Product: homeobox protein Hox-B5b-like
Exons: 2
Coding region: 639-1463 (274 amino acids)
Biological process (GO): regulation of transcription by RNA polymerase II; anterior/posterior pattern specification
Cellular component (GO): nucleus
Molecular function (GO): DNA-binding transcription factor activity, RNA polymerase II-specific; RNA polymerase II cis-regulatory region sequence-specific DNA binding
Source: RefSeq, a predicted model, not a curated record
GUGUUGCUGGUAAAAUGGGCCAGUUUGAUUGUAUAAUAAUGUCCCCAGUUAAAUUUUUUUGAUCUUCAUCUUGUUUUGGCGAUUAAAUUCUAGGUUGACUAACCUAUAUUAAUAAGACAGAUUCAUAUUACAGAAUGACUAAAAGUCGCUGACUUAAAAUUGAAUUUUUACAAAUAAAUAUUCACACUUUAAUUUUAAUUUCACACUUUAUUUAUCGUAAGUCUGUUAGGUAAUACGACUUAGUUCUAUGCAGUGAAAGUGUUGCAGAAUUCUGCAGUAAAAAGGCUUCACGAAAUGGGCAGGUGUUUGGUCAUUUUACAGUUCUCCCAGUAGGUGACGCCCUCCGCUAACGUGGGAUGUGGCGCGCGAUGGGGAGGCACCAUUGAGUCGAACCUAACGAUCAUCAUUUCGUCAUCAUUUGUAACCAUAGAGCAUGAAUUACCUCUCGAAGUCAUCAGAGAGAAUUUACGACUGGUCAACAAAGGCACGUGAUGCCCUAACGCUCUCCCAUAUUUGGCCGCAUACAUGGCAAAAACGAAGUACAGUGCAUUGCUAUAAUUCAUUAUUACAUCAUAAAUUGUGCGGCGCUGGAUUUUAACGACCAAGAUCUACAAAUCAAGACAUUUUAAAACAUCCAAAUGAGCUCUUAUUUUCUAAACUCGUUCUCAGGGCGCUAUCCAAAUGGGUCUGACUAUCAGUUACUAAAUUAUGGUACUAACGGCGCUAUGAACGCUUCUUACAGGGACUCCACCAGCAUGCAUUCCGGGUCUUUCGGUUACAACUACAAUGGAAUAGACCUUAGUGUAAAUCGUCCCAACAAUGGCCAUUUCGGGGCAGCUGGAGAUAAUUCUCGCGCUUUCCAAAAUCCGGGUCAGGAGACCCAGUACAGACAGUCGAGCUGCUCGCUCUCGUCUCCAGAUCCUCUGACUUGUGCCACCAGCGAGUCUCUGGAAUUGAAGGGUUCCUCUCCUCCAUCUGAUCAGAGCACACCACCCGUCAACAGCAGACUUACCAACAGCACCAAUCUCACCAGCAACAACAGCACACAUUUUGCGGACACAGACGAGACCAAUGUCUCGUCCGAGACCGAGGAUGGAGCACAGACCACCACACGUACGCAGAAGCAAGAAUCUGUGGCGAGCUCGACUACAACACCUAACGACGGUCAAACUCCACAGAUAUUCCCAUGGAUGAGGAAGCUGCACAUUAGCCAUGAUAUGACUGGACCUGAUGGAAAACGGGCUCGAACAGCUUACACUCGCUACCAGACGCUCGAGCUGGAGAAAGAGUUCCAUUUCAAUAGAUAUCUCACGCGCAGGAGGAGAAUAGAGAUAGCUCACACUCUCUGCCUUUCAGAGAGGCAAAUUAAAAUCUGGUUUCAAAAUCGCAGGAUGAAAUGGAAGAAAGACAAUAAACUGAAAAGCAUGAGUCUCGCUACAGCGGGGAGCGCAUUUCAAAAUUAAUCAUAUAAUUUCAUAUAAUAAUUGGAAAAUUCGACUACUGUUACAGCGCUGCACCUUUCAGCUUGUUGAUAUCACCUGACGACGUGUGAUUCCCCGUGCAACUCAAAAUGGUUUUGAAUAUUGUUAUCAUAUAUGCUAAUCUAGUUACUAUUGCCAUAAAAUGAGUGUGAAUGUCAAGUGUGUCAAGUUUAUACAUUCGUGGAGGAAAGCAUGUUCCAUGUAAGCUAUUCGUGCAACGUAUUCUAGACCUGUUACAAAAAUGAUGUACAGUACAACUCGCACUACCUAGCUAUUUUAAAUGAUGGUGUAAAAAAGAGAAACUUUUGUUGUAUUCUUGAACUUGUAUUGAAACGUCAUGUAUUCUUCACGCAACAUGCUAUAUUCUUGUUAUGUGCCGGGCUUUUUGAGUUCUCGUAGAUGGUACCUGCGAGAAAAAUUAUCUUUUCGCACUUACAUUUGUGUACUGCAGCACAAGAUUACUUUGGGCUCAUAAGAUGUCCUAUGAAGAAUGUCUUUAUACAGUAGUGACCAAUAUGUUAUUUGUAGUGCACAACGUGAAUUAUGGACGUUCUGUGUUAAAAGUUGAAUACAUUUUUUUUUUGUAAUUGAUAUGUUGAUGGUAUCUCUGCCAAUUUUUAUCUUUCUUUUGUAUUUGUAUUUGUGUCUAAACUGAAAAUGAAUUGAUCCAAAAAGAAAAAUAAAGUUUACUCUCAGUCUCUGUUUGUCUGUAGGCCUGUUUGGUGAGUGGUCCUAAUGUUGGACCAUGCAUAACUACUUCUCAUUUUACCCAACAGUACAUCGCAUUUUUAUUUGACACUUUAAGUAAUUAUUUUGCUCUUAAAUGGAAGCUGUUAAUGAGUCAUAUUGCCUACAAUAAAACAAAGGAUAUUCCAUUUAAUUUUUGCUGCGCUCUGUGAGGACAUUAUGGAUCUCGUUACAGAAUAAAAUGCCUUAUAAUAUGGCAAUAUUCAAAUUCAGCUCGUGUGUCACAUCCCAACAAUAACUCAACCCUUCAACUUACCUCUCAAUGCUCAAAGCGGAUGAACAAAACGAUCUUUAUAGGUUGUUUUAACAAUCUGCAUUAUUGGUAUGAAACACAACAUACAAAUCAUCUACCCCGACUAUUUUCUUCUGAAGUUCAGUCCAUAACACCAACAUGUAGCUCUUGGUAGCUCUAAAAAAGUCACGUGAGGUCGAUAAAGUUAGUUUUAUGGUUUUAGGGGGGUUGACAAUGUGCUUCAUAAUUCACAUUCUUGAAUGUAA